Magallana angulata is the source of this 1900-nucleotide messenger RNA. RefSeq names its product monocarboxylate transporter 12-like. Gene Ontology annotation, molecular function: monocarboxylic acid transmembrane transporter activity. Bases 422 to 1729 code for a protein of 435 amino acids. The record is from RefSeq and is a predicted model, not a curated record. The transcript has 6 exons. Gene Ontology annotation, biological process: monocarboxylic acid transport; transmembrane transport. Lineage: Eukaryota; Metazoa; Mollusca; Bivalvia; Ostreida; Ostreidae.
UGUGUCGGUGGUAUCUUCAGGCGAAAAGCCACAACUGUGUUGGUAUUACAUUAACAGUUUUUAUGAUGAUACCUGUACGUGUGUUAAACUACAAUCAAAGCUAUCAGGCAAUACAAUCUAUAUAGGAUGGAUAUACAUAGGUUUUUUUACCUUCGUAAAUGAACUAUAAACCAUCGUAAGAUAAUAUGGAAUUAACAUACUGCCCACCAAAAAUUGCCGUAUUUUAAAUGUAACCGAAAAUGAAACCACUUUAAAACACGAGUCAGGUUGUUUGGGUUCCACGGAGAACAGCACUAGACUUGUUGGUGGCGAGCGAGAGGCAUAUAUCCUGCCUGUAUUGAACCAAAGAUAUUUUGAGUUAAUACACUACACGUGUGUUAUGUUGCACAUGAGAUAAACAAAACCCCAACACGUCGUAACGAUGAGAGAGAGAGGGAGCAAAUAUCGUUAUGUAAUGUUGAUAGCUUCAACACUAAUGGCCAUGAUAACUGUGGGAGGUCUGAAUUCGUUCAGCAUUCUUUACAAGGAACUUUUGGAUUUCUAUGACACCAGAGCAGGAGACACCGCGAUCAUCUCGAGUCUUUGUAUUUUUCUAAAUUUUGCUAUAGGACCAUUUGCUAAUUUUGCCUCCGAAAUUUACAGUUUUCGCGUUGCCAUGUUUGUGGGGGGUUUCCUCGGAUUUCUUGGGCUUUUUCUCAGUGCCUUUGUUUCAAGAAUGGAACUUUGGAUCCUGACUUACGGGGUGUUCUCAGGUAUUGGGUUUGGAUUGGUUUACAGUCCAUGUUUUACUGUUGUAAACUUUUACUUCAAGAAAAGACGAGCUCUUGCAAUAAGUAUCGUUCUGCUUGGCACUGGGAUCGGUUCCGUUGUCUUCCCAUUCAUCUACCAUUCUCUGAUACACUGUUACGGACUACAGGGCGCAGUCCUAGUGAUCAGUGCUCUCUCCCUGAACAUCUGCGUUUGUGCAGCACUGAUAAGACAACCACAAGAGCUCCAAAAGGGCAAAAUACCUUUAAGCAAGCAAACUAGCACUGAAACCAACUCAUACGAGCUGGAAAAUGAUAUCAUCAAGCCAAGAAGAUCUUGCUGCGAGUGUAGCACACGUCGGCCAAUACGAGAGAUAUUUCAUUUCUCGUUGUUUCGGAAACCUUCUUUUUUCAUUUACGCCCUAGCAUUUAUGUGUAGCAUUUAUGCGUAUUUUUCAAUUUUUACCAUGAUACCAGGCCAUGCUCGCGUACAGGGUAUGAGCAGUGCUCGCGUUGCCGUUUUACUUUCCGUAAAUGGCGGCGUAAUGAUCUUUGCCAGACCUGUCGUAGGGUUGCUCGCAGACUCUAAGAUUAUUCAGAAAAGAAACAUCAUUGGAACUUUUCUUAUUCUUGGAGGAGUUUCCUCCAUUAUUUUGCCAUGGUUUACGGGAUAUUAUCCCUUAUUGGUUUAUUCAAUAACACAAGGGCUGUUCCCCGGUUCUUUCUUUAUGUUCAUUCCCCUUUUAUUACUGGAAAUAGUUCCCCUAGAAAAUCUUCCGCAGGCUCAAGGACUUUUGAAUCUUUGUCUAUCGUUACCCGUUGGCAUUUCACAGCCACUUCCAGGGUGGAUGAGGGACGUGACGGGAGACUGGACGGUAUCGUUCCGCGUGUCCGGGGGCGUGGCUUUGUUGGCAGGACUGUUGUUUUUUGUGGAACCAGCAUUUCGUACAAAAUGUCAGAGAAAACGCAAUACAUCUCGGUGACAGAGUAGAUAGAUAAUGUUAUAGACAUAGUCAUCUAUAGUCUUGUAUAUUAUGGGUUUUUUUGACGGUUUUGAUACCUGUAUUAACUGUUUUUGAACAAAGAUGUACAUGUAAUGUUGUUUUUCAUUUUCUGCCAUAACAGUGAAUAUAAUUUAUAUGUGUCUGUGUUUU